Molecule: messenger RNA, 1285 nt
Organism: Nematostella vectensis (starlet sea anemone)
Lineage: Eukaryota; Metazoa; Cnidaria; Anthozoa; Actiniaria; Edwardsiidae
Product: cilia- and flagella-associated protein 77
Exons: 7
Coding region: 175-918 (247 amino acids)
Source: RefSeq, a predicted model, not a curated record
ACUAAGUGUCGCUAUAGCAACAGCAGAGUGGACACAUUCAUUCGUAAGAAAACAGAAAUUUGCUCUUCCUUAUACCCUUGGAAAUUGGUAAAAAAAACUACGCGAGUUUUCGUCUGAACGACUACACAUCCCCAGGAUCUAUAUAGUUUUACAUGAAGGAGGCAUAAGCUGAAGAUGAGUAAACUGGACGCCAUCACACUCGGAGUCCAUCGAGAUUCGUUGUUGAACAACCCACUUCUACAAAAGACUGAGUUGGGUCGCCCAUUAAGAAGGUGUUUUACACUUCCACCCGAUGGUUUUACAUACGGCAAACCAAACGGAAACAAAGAUAGCGGUGCUGCUGAUGCUCUUGUUUGGAGAUCAGCACCACCCCAGCAAUUUAGUCACAAAGAGAAGAAAAAGCCAAGAGAUUUCCAAAGUCUGAAUAAGUCGGCAGUACAGGUUGGAUUAACAACAGCCCAGGAACAUUUCCAGUACAGAGCUACUCAUGAUGUCAGACGAAAAGACUCUGGCAAUGAGAGGACAACACAGAAGAUCAAAAGAUUACCACCUACAAUGGUCUUUGGGGUCCCUACAAAACCUUCAACACCUGUAUAUGAUUUACUGGGGCAUAAAUACCAGGACAGAUGGCUAGAAGAGCGACGUAAAGCUGAAGAUGGUAUGAGAGCUAGGCAAAAACAAAAGAGACAUGUUGACAAGAACAUUUAUGAGACGCGUGCAUCACUACUACGCAAGUACCAGCCGCCCGUUGACCCGCCCCCACUUUGGCACAUGGCAAAAUUCAACAAGAUUCCUCCAGUGACAGUAACAUUCAGAUCUGAGAAAGCCAAAUCUGCAGCCUUCGACCAUCACGCAACAGACAGCACAUCUCGCAAAGGUGUCUUUGGGCACGGAAUUUAUGAGCCUGCAAAGAGCUAAUUCCCCCAUCUUCUCAAACAUUUUUAACCAGGGCGCUUAUGUUUCUAACAAAAAUGCUGUUAUUUCAAGCAGAACUAUUUUUAAAACUCAAUAAAAAAUAUUAAAAUCACUGCUAAUAUUUUAAUGAACAAUACAACCUCAGACAUUGGUUUUGUCUUCUCAGUAAUUUAUUUUUCCAAAAAUUACUUGUGAUUAAAAUUGUUCUUAACUUUUCAGGGAUUUUGCCAAUAAAGAAAAUAAUAUAUAGAGUGAUGCAUGUAAAGGGAUGUAGUUUUUACAAAUAUAACAGGUGCUUCUGAUAACGUUUUAGUGUUCACCUUUGCAAUGAAAACAAAUUUAGUGUAAAUAAAUGUUUUCAAACACAAAA